ACACUUAACGUUGAAGGUGCGUCUGUUAGGGUGUAUUUUAAGGGUUUAGUGAGUGAAGAGACUAUGAGAGGUGAGAAGGUUUUGUUGGCUGGGAUUGGUGUUGCGGUUUGUGAUUUGACUAAUAAUUUGAUUUUUGAAGUUUCUAAAUCUGUGGUUGGGAAUGGAACUAGUAAAAUUACUGUGGAGCUUAAGGCUUUGAUUCAAGCUUCCAAUGCUGUUAUUGCUUUGGAUUUGACGCGUGUUAGUUAUUAUGGUGAUUACUAUCCACUUUUCCAAUUUUUAAGUGGAAAAUGGCCUGCGAAACAGCCGAAGAUUGCUAUGCUACAAGUUGAUGAAUGUCAGCACAGGUAUUGCUUUUCUUGCAUGAAGCAACAUGUGGAGGUGAAGUUGCUUCAUGGAAUGGUGCCAAAAUGCCCUCACGAGGGAUGCAAGAAUGAACUUCUAAUUGACAGUUGCCGGAAAUUCUUGACUUCUAAAUUAAUUGAAACCAUGCAACAACAAAACCGGUAA
Molecule: messenger RNA, 510 nt
Organism: Lathyrus oleraceus (garden pea)
Lineage: Eukaryota; Viridiplantae; Streptophyta; Magnoliopsida; Fabales; Fabaceae
Product: E3 ubiquitin-protein ligase RSL1-like
Exons: 2
Biological process (GO): protein ubiquitination
Molecular function (GO): nucleic acid binding; metal ion binding; RNA-DNA hybrid ribonuclease activity
Source: RefSeq, a predicted model, not a curated record